AUCACAGCCAUUAUUGUUGUGGCAUUAAAGAUUUGGUGGUCAAGACCCGGCGGUUAGAGGUAUCGUAGAUGCACGCCACUUUUCGCCCUGUAUUGUCAGUCGGGGUGUUGGGCCAUAGUAUGACGGUGCAAACUAUAUAUGACGCCUCUAUCCAGGUUUUCAAAUGGUACUUCUAAGUGCCUAACCACUAUCGCUUUCACCCAUUGCAGAGUUAGAACAAAGAUAUUUACCUAAAGCUACCAGUCUAUACGCCAAUUGCUAUCAUGUCUUACAAAUCGAAGCUUACAGGCCUCGCACCUGGCCUGGUAAAAUUGGCAGAAAAUGCCGUUGAGGGGAGGAUGAAAGCUAACCCUUGGAUUAAGGAUAUCAAACUCAAGGGUACUGAGCUGCACACAAGCCAUGAUGGAUCGGGCAAGAAGGUCAUUACGAUUCAAAUGCUCAACGAGACGGGUGGGCGGGUUGAAUCAAUCCACAUGGAAGAGACGGGUGAAGUGACCGUGAAGGGAACGGCAAAGGGAAAGGGGACGAAAAAAGGAGAUGCGUUCGAUGAUGUCCCUACAACGUCGCGUGAUAUUGAUCCGUCGCUCCUGAAUCAAAGCUCGACUGUCACUUUGUGCGCCUAUAGCGAGAUGUCAUUGUGUGUACUUAGAGCGGGAGUUGUUAAAUCAAUCAUUUCCCUCAAAACAUGA
Molecule: messenger RNA, 689 nt
Organism: Pseudogymnoascus destructans
Lineage: Eukaryota; Fungi; Ascomycota; Leotiomycetes; Thelebolales; Thelebolaceae
Exons: 3
Coding region: 264-689 (141 amino acids)
Source: RefSeq, a predicted model, not a curated record